Lobosporangium transversale is the source of this 1336-nucleotide messenger RNA. RefSeq lists its product as hypothetical. The record is from RefSeq and is a predicted model, not a curated record. The transcript has a single exon. NCBI's taxonomy places the organism in Eukaryota, Fungi, Mortierellomycota, Mortierellomycetes, Mortierellales, Mortierellaceae. Bases 72 to 1241 code for a protein of 389 amino acids.
CACGACACAAAAAGCGUUCUGUGCAAAUAUAUUUUCUACUUUGUAUAAUAUAGUUGCUAUUCAUAUCUCUAAUGACUUCCUCUUCAAACACACCAUUCAGGGCAUUCCUCAAAACAGCCUCUUCCUCUCCUUCAUCCACAUCCGAUUCUAAUAGCAAUGUCAAAAAGAUAAAAGAGUUCCGUAUUAGACGUACUCCACCUGUCAUAAAGGUCACAAAGCCAACAAAAAAAACUCCUGACCAGGACUCAGUUACUACUAUAACCUAUAGAUUAUCUUCCCCUCUUGCUGCCUUAUUCCCAUCUUCAACAGCUCCUCAAGAGCCGAGGCUAUGCUCGGACCUGAAUACCAAUGCCAAAAGCCCAAAGCUACGAGGGCUGUUCAGCAAAAAGGAUAAAGAAUCACCUAAACACUCAUGUACCAUUCAGGGGCAGAACUCGAGCAACGGAGCAGGUUGGUCUUCAGCGCUCUGGACUGGAUGGAAGAGUCGAGUGGGGAGGUCUGAACACGCCAUGCUCAAGCAAGAGGGAUGGGAUUGUAGUAAAUGCUGCAACGAUGAAUCAACUCUCAGCAAAACUUCAAGGAUAUGGAUUUCAACUAAAGCCAACAAAUCAGAUACUGAUGUUUCAAUAAUAGAGAAACGCCAGGCCAAGAGAGAAAAGUAUUUUGGUAUAAAGAGGAACAGUUUAGUGGUAACUAAGCAAGAUCAUGACAACUCCUUUUUUUCAGAAUCUGACUCAGAUGAGCAUACAAGUGGUUGUGGUAGGGGUGAGAUCAUGCUACACCCGUCGCAUAACCUCAGUGAUCAAUCCAUAACAUCACGCCCAUACCAUGAACAGCAGGGCCAACGAGCCAAUGGACACCAGCAAUGCCAUUUAAUCUCAUCUCAGACUCAGGAGCAUGCUUGCUAUCUCCAUAAUUCACAAUGUAACCAGCACUAUCCACCUAGAGCGGGCAUGACGUUGGCAAUACAUGAUAUCCUUGGGAUAGGCAAAGUCACAGAGAUGAGUCUGGCUCUAUUCUUGGCGCAUGAUGCGUUCUUAAGUCGGAGGCCAUUCUGGAUGCAAUGCGCUAUCAUGGCUUGGGAAGGCUUAGUGGUCUUGCUGAUCCUCUGGUGUGUGCUUCGGGUGGUAGGGUUGGCAGAGGUUGUGGUCUGGGGUGCAGAUGAUCUUGCCCGGGGUACAGUGUCGCUGAUCCAAGCCAUCAUGCAGUCACUGCGAAUUAUCCUAGUGUAUUUUUACUGAGAGAGCGUCCGUCGUCAUUGUUUUGUGCCACGAACUGGUAAAUAAAAUGUUAUAAAUAUUUAUGUAUAAAUAUAUGAAUAUGUGUAGAAAUUGUG